Messenger RNA from Esox lucius (northern pike), 2173 nucleotides. RefSeq lists its product as uncharacterized. The coding region runs from base 235 to 1827 and encodes 530 amino acids. The record is from RefSeq and is a predicted model, not a curated record. The transcript is spliced from 4 exons. NCBI's taxonomy places the organism in Eukaryota, Metazoa, Chordata, Actinopteri, Esociformes, Esocidae.
AGACCAGUGCCAUGAGCUUUGCAAGAGUGGAAACUCCCACUUACAGAACAAGCCGUAGAAAAAUAAGCAAACGUAAACGAUUUGCUUAAAUCCGUCUUAAUAAAGAUUCACCAUCUUUGAAAAUGAGUCAUAUACUGUAAUAUAACUUCAGUUUUCUUGCGAACCAGGCAAUUUCACUUCCCAAAACAACUAUAAACAAGACAGAACUUGGAAUCCUUCUAAUUUAAGAGAACAAUGAGUCCCACCAAGACAAGCCAAGGUGUCCCUGACUUCUCAGCCCCAAACAGCCGGCAGAAACAAAGGAGUAUCAACCAAGGUUCCACUCCAAACACCUCUGAAGGCUUUGGGGUCUCAGCAGCACCAAUGCCUCAGUCAGGAGCUAGAGCAAAGACACACACAGACCAACGUUACGCUUCUAAGAAAAUACCUACUGUCAGAUAUCAUCCUGACAUAACAGAGAAAAGACCUGAAGGACACCAAGAAAGCAACACCCCUGAGAAGAACAUCCAGGUUAGGGGUAAGCCUGUGGUUUCUCCCCGCAGACCCACCCAGGUCAGAUAUCAUCCUGACAUCACAGGGAAAAGACCUGAAGGACACCAACAAAGCAACACCCCGGAGAAGGACAUCCAGGUUAGGGGUAAGCCUGUGGUUUCUCCCCAAAGACCCACCCAGGUUAGGGAGAGUUCCAUGGUCUCUCCUCCCAGACCGACCCAGGUUAAGGAGGGUUCCAUGGUCUCUCCUCCCAGACCGACCCAGGUUAAGGAGGGUUCCAUGGUCUCUCCUCCCAGACCGACCCAGGUUAAGGAGGGUUCCAUGGUCUCUCCUCCCAGACCGACCCAGGUUAAGGAGGGUUCCAUGGUCUCUCCUCCCAGACCGACCCAGGUUAAGGAGGGUUCCAUGGUCUCUCCUCCCAGACCGACCCAGGUUAAGGAGGGUUCCAUGGUCUCUCCUCCCAGACCGACCCAGGUUAAGCAGAGCACCGUGGCCUCUCCUCCCAGAUCCUCCCCGGCUAAGGAGAGCUCUGAAGUCUCUCUCCCCAGCCCAGGGGCCCUGACCCUGGGGUUCGGUCAGAAGAUAGACAAAGUUGUAGUUGAGGCAGUGGAGCUCCAGACCCGGGGUCAGAGAGAAAACCCCAACUGGUUUGCCUGGCGUCAAAACCGCAUCACGGCGUCGGUCGCUCACCGCCUCGCACACAGCCGCUUUGUUAACGGCAAUAGCCAGACCCCACCCAAAUCCUACCUGGAAGCCAUUACUGGCCGAGGCCCUAACAUUAGGACCCGGGCUAUGACCUGGGGCAUAGAGAACGAGGCGGAGGCCGUUCAGAGGUAUCAGGUCCUAAAGAGCAAGGCCUUGGGGCGGAUGUUGAGGGUGCAGGAGUGCGGCCUGUUCAUCGACCCCCAGCGCCCCUGGCUAGCAGGCAGUCCUGAUGGCAUUGUUGAGGACCCAAGGACUGGCGAGCGUUUGCUCUGCUUGGAGGUCAAGUGUCCCUACAAGCACCGCCUGAACACUGUAUCCCAGGCCUGUAGGGAGGAUCAAGCCUUCUGUCUGAUCACACAGGGUCAGGAGGAGGGGGGACAGGUGAAGUACCUUCUGAAGCCCGACCACAGCUACUACACCCAGAUCCAAUGCCAGCUGGCAGUGACAGGGUUAACCCAGGCUGACCUAGUGGUGUUUACCCUGAAGGAGACAGCAAUUGUCCCUGUGACCUUUGACCCUUGCUUCUGGAAUGACACAUUGGUGAAGUUGGAAAGGUUCUACACUGGCGCUGUCCUGCCCUACAUCAGAGACACUGGACUGGAUGCAGCGGCCAUGUUGCCUGAAGAGUAGCUGGAACCCUGAUUGGAUACUGUUAACAAAGUGGCUAGCUAGUUCGGGAUCCAAGGUGUAUAGUAAGAGGACAUGAGAUAUGCUUUAGUUGUGUCUGUGGGGCUUUUCACUACUGUAUUGAUCAGGGUGGGGAAAUUACAUUUUAUAUACACAAGCAAUGUAAAUGAACGAUGAUUUCUUUAAGACAAGUUAGAUAUCGGGCAACUGAUUUCAUGUGAACUGAGAUCCAACUGUGUGAACAUAGAACAGAACACAGACUAGUGGUGAAGGUGACUGUCUGCCUAGACACUGAACGAUUCAUUGUCUAAUGUUGAUGCUUUGUGCCAUUAAAACAACAAAAACUUAA